Molecule: messenger RNA, 3541 nt
Organism: Hyla sarda
Lineage: Eukaryota; Metazoa; Chordata; Amphibia; Anura; Hylidae
Gene: PRPF6
Product: pre-mRNA processing factor 6
Exons: 21
Coding region: 88-3006 (972 amino acids)
Biological process (GO): mRNA splicing, via spliceosome; spliceosomal tri-snRNP complex assembly
Cellular component (GO): catalytic step 2 spliceosome; U4/U6 x U5 tri-snRNP complex
Molecular function (GO): protein binding
Source: RefSeq, a predicted model, not a curated record
GCCACGCAGGAAGUUGCGUCACGUAGAGCGCAGUGCAUUGUGGGAUACGUUGUGGUGUCGCUUCUCAGCAGCGCUGGAAAGUAAAAGAUGGCGGCCUCCUCGUCUUCGGGAAGCGGCCCUGGACCCUCAGGAUCCGGUAACCCCGGUGGAGCCUCAGGACUAACUGCGUCCAUUACCGGCACCAUGAACAAGAAGAAGAAGCCGUUCCUGGGCAUGCCGGCCCCGCUGGGUUAUGUGCCGGGUCUGGGCAGAGGUGCUACAGGUUUCACCACUCGUUCUGAUAUUGGUCCUGCUCGUGAUGCCAAUGAUCCGGUGGAUGACCGCCAUGCCCCACCAGGGAAGAGAACAGUGGGCGACCAGAUGAAAAAGAAUCAGGCAGAUGAUGAUGAUGAAGAUCUGAACGACACAAAUUAUGAUGAGUUUAAUGGUUAUGCCGGAAGCUUGUUCUCCAGUGGCCCCUAUGAGAAGGAUGAUGAGGAAGCUGAUGCCAUUUAUGCUGCCCUGGACAAGAGGAUGGAUGAGAGGAGAAAAGAAAGAAGAGAGCAGAGAGAGAAAGAGGAAAUUGAGAAGUACCGUAUGGAAAGGCCCAAAAUCCAGCAGCAGUUUUCUGAUUUAAAGAGGAAACUAGCUGAAGUGACAGAAGAAGAGUGGCUAAGCAUCCCAGAGGUCGGAGAUGCCCGCAAUAAGCGCCAGAGAAAUCCUCGCCAUGAGAAAUUGACUCCAGUUCCUGACAGCUUCUUUGCCAAACAUUUACAGACAGGAGAGAAUCAUACAUCUGUUGAUCCCCGGCAGACGCAAUUUGGAGGUUUAAAUACUCCCUUCCCUGGAGGACUAAACACUCCAUAUCCUGGAGGUAUGACCCCUGGGCUAAUGACGCCUGGGUCUGGAGAUCUGGAUAUGAGGAAAAUUGGUCAGGCCAGAAAUACUCUUAUGGACAUGAGGCUGAGCCAGGUUUCAGAUUCUGUCAGUGGUCAGACAGUGGUGGAUCCUAAAGGUUACCUGACUGACUUGAACUCCAUGAUCCCAACACAUGGGGGAGACAUCAAUGAUAUUAAGAAAGCCCGUCUGCUACUAAAGUCUGUACGGGAGACUAACCCUCAUCAUCCACCUGCCUGGAUUGCCUCUGCUCGUCUUGAAGAAGUUACAGGCAAACUACAAGUGGCCAGAAACCUCAUUAUGAAAGGCACAGAGAUGUGUCCGAAGAGUGAAGAUGUUUGGUUGGAGGCCGCUCGGCUGCAGCCUGGAGACACAGCAAAAGCUGUGGUGGCUCAGGCUAUUUGUCACCUCCCACAGUCUGUACGGAUCUAUAUCCGAGCUGCGGAGUUGGAAACUGAUCUCCGAGCCAAAAAACGUGUCUUACGGAAGGCUCUUGAACAUGUUCCAAAUUCUGUGCGUCUGUGGAAGGCCGCGGUGGAGCUGGAGGAACCAGAGGAUGCCCGUAUCAUGUUGAGCCGUGCUGUGGAGUGCUGUCCCACCAGUGUGGAGCUGUGGUUGGCCCUUGCCCGGCUUGAGACUUACGAGAAUGCCCGAAAAGUCUUGAAUAAAGCACGUGAAAAUAUUCCCACCGACAGACAUAUUUGGAUUACAGCUGCCAAACUGGAAGAAGCCAAUGGGAACACUCAGAUGGUGGAGAAGAUCGUAGACAGAGCUAUCACCUCCCUGAGAGCCAAUGGAGUAGAAAUCAAUCGAGAGCAGUGGAUACAGGAUGCGGAGGAGUGUGAUAAAGCUGGCAGUGUUGUGACGUGCCAGGCGGUAGUGAGAGCAGUCAUUGGAAUUGGCAUAGAAGAGGAGGACCGAAAGCACACAUGGAUGGAGGAUGCUGAUAGUUGUGUCUCUCAUGGCGCCCUGGAGUGUGCCAGAGCCAUUUAUGCACAUGCCCUUCAGGUUUUCCCCAGCAAGAAAAGUGUGUGGCUUAGAGCAGCAUAUUUUGAAAAGAACCACGGUACAAGGGAGUCACUGGAAACCCUCCUGCAGAGAGCUGUUGCCCACUGUCCUAAGGCUGAAGUUUUAUGGUUGAUGGGUGCAAAGUCCAAGUGGCUUGCAGGUGAUGUGCCAGCUGCUAGAAGUAUUCUUGCACUUGCGUUCCAGGCUAACCCCAAUAGUGAAGAGAUCUGGUUGGCAGCCGUCAAGUUGGAGUCUGAAAAUAAUGAGUAUGAGAGAGCUCGAAGGCUGCUAGCAAAGGCUAGGAGCAGUGCUGCUACUGCUAGGGUGUUCAUGAAAUCAGUGAAGCUGGAGUGGGUGUUGGGGAACAUUGAAGCUGCUCUGGAGCUGUGUGGGGAGGCCCUCAGCCACUAUGAAGAUUUCCCCAAACUCUGGAUGAUGAAAGGCCAGAUUGAAGAGCAACGGCAGCAGAUUGAAAAUGCCAGAGAGGCUUAUAACCUAGGGCUGAAGAAAUGCCCUCACUCAGUCUCCCUUUGGCUAUUGCUUUCCAGACUGGAGGAAAAUGUGGGGCAAUUGACAAGGGCAAGAGCUAUCCUGGAGAAGUCGCGUCUAAAAAACCCUAAGGUUCCUGAAUUAUGGUUGGAGUCUGUGCGACUGGAGUUCAGAGCUGGUUUAAAAAAUAUUGCGAAUACCCUGAUGGCAAAAGCUUUACAGGAAUGUCCGAAUUCAGGUAUCCUGUGGGCAGAAGCAAUAUUCUUAGAGGCCAGGCCUCAAAGGAAAACCAAGAGUGUAGAUGCCCUCAAGAAAUGCGAGCAUGACCCACAUGUGCUUCUAGCGGUUGCCAAACUGUUCUGGAGUGAACGCAAAAUAUCUAAGGCUCGCGACUGGUUCCACCGCACUGUAAAGAUUGAUUCUGAUCUUGGUGAUGCCUGGGCGACUUUCUACAAAUUUGAGCUGCAGCAUGGUACAGAGGAGCAACAAGAGGAGAUCAGGAAGCGAUGUGAGAACGCUGAGCCACGGCACGGAGAGCUAUGGUGUGCCGUAUCCAAAGACAUCAUGUAUUGGCAGAACAAACUUGGAGAAAUUCUCACCUUGGUGGCAUCAAAAAUCAAGAACACCUUUUAAGCCAAUAUCAAUAUGCUGUACAUAACCUCUCUGCUACCCCCACCUUACCCUCAAUAUAUUAUAUUUUAGAUUGUGUUAUUUUCAUCACAUUUGGUGAAGCAUAAUAGCCCAUUCUUGUUUCCAGGCUUGUGAGCAGAGGUCAGUGAUAAUUGUUGCAGUGCGUAGACCUCUGUUUACAGUACAUACAAAGAAAGUCGGGUCUUUCUAAGACCAAGCGAUGGAUUUUCUAUGAAAAUUCGAUUAUGAGGAUCUGUUUUUUGCUCUGUGGUGGAUCAUGAACUGUGUCAAUCCUGAAAUGCAAUUAUUAUAAUUUUUUUUUUUUUAAAUGAAGCUCUAUUAUGGCCACUUGGGGCAGCAGUACCCACCUUUGCUAUACAUAGGAUUUUAAGGCUAGUUAACCAUGUGUUAUGUCAAGUUGCUGUGCUGUAUAGCUUGUUUUAUGCUUCCCUUGUGCUGUCUAAAAAAAAUGCCCUUUCAGUGGGUAUUCUGUGUCUUGGCAUCUUAAUGUGAGGAUGUAUAAAGUGGUAGUUGUCAA